AUGACAGAGGCGACGAAGGUGUUGUACAUAGUGGUGGUGGACGAUGAAGCUAAGAGAGAGAAAGGAAAGGAGUCUUUUCGAUAUACGCGCCCUGUUUUGCAAAGCUCUUUGCAACUCAUGGGCUGCAAGCCUCGGCAUGCCUUUAAGAUUAGCCAGCGGGUUUUCGAAUUGAUAAGAAACGAAAGCUCAUCUAGUGUAUUGCUUCCAGAAGGAACAGAAAAUGUUUCCCCUAGUAAAGCUGAGGCUUGCAAGCAUUUUGUUUCAGGGAAGGAUGACAGCAAUAAGAGUGUUCCAUUUGAAUUGUACAAAAUACGCACGACUGUUGUUGUUACGAGAGAAACUUUCUUAGAUGUUGUUUGUGAUGCUUUGGCUGAGUACAAGUAUGUCGGUCCCAACCAGAGGGCGGACUUAGCUUUGGCAUGCAGAAUCCGUGAAAGGAAGGAAUCUGUGACUGUACUGUUGUGUGGCACUAGUGGCUGUGGAAAAUCUACUUUGUCCUCAUUGCUGGGUAGUAGGUUGGGAAUCACAACUGUGAUAUCUACUGACUCAAUUCGGCACAUGAUGAGGAGUUUUGUGGACGAUAAACAAAACCCUCUGCUCUGGGCUUCAACCUACCAUGCUGGGGAGUGCUUGGAUCCAGUGUCUGUUGCAGAAGCAAAAGCCAAAAAGAAAGCCAAAAAAUUAGCUGGAACUUUACACUCACUUCCCAAAGAUGGAAUGCCUGAUGGCUCUGCCUUUGGGAAAUCUGAUACCCGGAUGUCAGAUGUUGGUUCGAGUACUGCUGAAUUGAUCAGUCCAAAGCAGAUGGCAGUUGAAGGGUUUAAAGCACAAAGUGAGAUGGUGAUUGACAGUCUUGAUCGGCUUAUCACUGCAUGGGAGGAACGAAGAGAAUCAGUUAUUGUCGAAGGUGUUCACCUUAGUCUUAAUUUUGUGAUGGGGCUUAUGAAGAAACACCCUUCUAUCAUUCCAUUCAUGAUAUACAUCACAAAUGAGGACAAGCACAUGGAACGAUUUGCCGUUCGUGCAAAGUAUAUGACGCUGGACCCAGCAAAGAACAAAUAUGUGAAAUAUAUCCGAAACAUCAGAACAAUCCAAGAAUAUCUCUGCAAGCGAGCUGACAAGCAUCUUGUCCCCAAAAUUAACAAUACUAAUGUUGACAAGAGUGUGGCAGCCAUCCAUGCAACCGUCUUCAGUUGCCUGCGUAGGCGUGAAGCAGGGGAGCAACUUUAUGAUCCCCCAAGAAACACAGUUACUGUAGUGGAUGAGGAGUACAGGAACCAGUGUGCAGCCAAUUCUUUGAGUUCUAAGGGGAUGUUUCAGCUGAUCCAGAGGAAAGGUUCAACUAGGCAUCUGAUGGCUCUUGUAAAUACUGAUGGAUCUGUGGCAAAGGCAUGGCCUGUUGAUUCAGUUGAUAGGAAUGGGAAGCCUAUAUUUUGCCAUGGGACUGACUUGGAGAUUGGCAGUGCAGAGCAAGUAAAUCUUCAGUUUGGUCUCUAUGGGAUCAGUGCUUGGCCCAGUGAUGGUGGCCCGAGUUGUGCUGGAAGUGUGGAUGAGUCGAGGGCUGAUGGAACUGAGAUUGGAAGAAGUCAUCCCUCUUCUUGCUGCAGCUCGCCACGGAUAUCUGAGGGGCCUGCCAAAGAGCUGAAGGAAGAAAAUUCAGUGCAUGGAAGUGAUGAAGAGGUUGAUGAAGAGGCUGAUGCAGGCAGUGAUGAGGAAUUAAGUGAUGAUGGUGACAAACAGGACUAUGAAGAGAUAGGGUCAGUGGAUGAGGAGUCUACAAAAUCGGAUGAAGAGUACGAUGACCUUGCAAUGCAGGACGUGCAGGGAAAUGGAUACUGGUCAGGGGAGGAGAAGAGAGGGGACAAUCCUAAGAUUUUCCCUGUUUCCGAUGAUCAAUCAGCUGAUAAAGAAGGGGAUAAGGAUGGAAUCGGUUGUUUUUUCAAUCUCUGUUCAAGAUGUAUUGGCCCACUAUUCACCAAGUUGCUGAGGCCAGCAAGGGGAGGAGUUGCAUCUGGCUGA
Molecule: messenger RNA, 2019 nt
Organism: Prunus armeniaca (apricot)
Lineage: Eukaryota; Viridiplantae; Streptophyta; Magnoliopsida; Rosales; Rosaceae
Source: the annotation of a GenBank genome assembly